UACAGGCAGUGUCGCUCGAAUCAGUGUGUACACUAAAGUAAAGUGGUCGUGUAUAUAUAUGUAACUUGUGUGCAUUGAGGAGCCAACAUUUUACUGAAUGGAAACUGAAUAGUUUAAAUAACUAACACACCUGCCUUGGGAUCCAGGUGAGAGAGAAGCUUGUUAACAUGUGGGGUAUUUUCGCAAUACAGAACGUUUACCUGCGUUGACUCUCACAGGUGUAAAAGUGAUACGGUAUACCUGUCGGGUGGAUCCUUUCGUCAUAAUUUUUGUCCUUUAUUAAAAGAAAAAAUUCGGUUGAGGAAUACCUGUUUAUAGCCUGGAUAUUUAUUUACCUCUGUACCGCAGCCGGAAUGACAUAAUUAGUAAUUAUGUAAGAAAGGGGAAUUAUAUUGUGUGAAGGAGUGUUCGUCUCUAUCUUAUAUUUAGCUUCAGUGUCCCUCUGGAAUCACACAGCAGCUAUGAUUUAAAAUCAGUGUUUUCUAAACAGCGGAGCCGCUUUCUGUGAAUCCCGGAAUCUGUCAUUUCGUCAGUGUGUUGUGUAUAUUAACACAGGAAUUCUCACAGAGGAGGAAAAAAGGAAAAUUUCGAAUAGAGAAAUAUUAAUUUUCUCUUCAAAUUUUAAAUUCCUUUCCACAUGAAGGAUUACCCGAUCAUGAAUAUGGAUUACAAUUGGAUCUUAAGAAGAAUUUUAAUAUUAUUGUUAUUUAAAAUUUCCUUGCACUUUUGUGCGGAUUUAAGGGCAGGAAUGCCUAAUGUAUGUCCGUACCAGGAUGUAGAAAUGAAGAUGGUACGGCAGCCGUGUGCGCAGGCGUACACACGACUUAUAAAAGUAUGGAAGCCCAAUUGUGGCUAUAAUGGAAACUGGUGUGUCGGGCAUGAAAGAAGAACAUAUUAUUACAACACAUAUCGGGAACGCUUUCAGCCAAGUUAUACAACCAAAUACAAAUGUUGUCACGGUUGGCAGGAAAGAUCUGGAUCAAACGGAUGCAUGUUCAGACAAUGUAACCAGGGAUUUUGUUUCAAUGGGGGACGUUGUCGAGGAGGUUACAAUCAAAUGUGUACGUGUCCGAGUGGAUUCCAGGGUCCGCGCUGUCAGUACGAUAUCAACGAAUGUGUAAUGAAGACCAAUGCUGGAUGUGAACAAGAAUGCUGCAACACGAUCGGAUCAUUCUAUUGUAAAUGUCGUGAUGGAUUCCAACUCGCUAGCGACGGCAAGAGAUGUAUAGAUGUAGAUGAAUGUCAACAAAGAAAUGGUGGUUGUCAACACGGGUGUGAAAACACACAUGGAGGUUUUCACUGCACAUGCCCAGUGAAUCACAGACUGCAUGCUGACGGCAAAACAUGUAUUGCCAUUUCGGGAUGCCAGCGAGAUAAUGGUGGCUGUCAACAUCACUGUCAGGAUGGCUAUGAUGGCAAUCACUAUUGUAGCUGUCGCAGCGGUUACAUUAUCAACUCCGACGGGAAAACCUGUGACAUGAAGGAUCCAUGCCGUGAGAGAAAUGGAGACUGUGCACAGAAAUGUAUAAACGAGAUGGGAAGGGCUGUGUGUCGAUGUUUUGUUGGCUACAAGCUGGCCCAGAAUGGUCGAGACUGUAUAGACAUUGACGAAUGUCAGGCUGACAAUGGUGGAUGUACACAAGCCUGUAUCAAUACCAAAGGAUCUUUUACCUGUACCUGUACCCCGGGCUACCAGCUAGGUGUUGAUGGCCGGUCCUGCUACAGGAUUGAAUUGGAAGUUGUGGACAGUUGUAUGGUCAACAAUGGAGGGUGCGCACACAUUUGUCGUCACGGACCUGGGGGACCAAUCUGUAGCUGUCGCCAUGGUUACAUACUUCAAGCUGACGAGAAGUCCUGUGCAGAUGCUAACGAGUGCGAGCUCGGAGAGGCUUGCUGUGUCCAGCAGUGUAUUAACAACCCAGGAGGAUAUACCUGUGGAUGCCGGCCGGGCUUCGUCCUCAAUAGAGACGCCUGCGCCUGUGAUGAUAUUCAAGAGUGUUUAACUGACAAUGGUGGAUGUGAACAGAAAUGCGUCAACUCAGAGGGAUCGUACGCUUGCGUGUGUCGGCCCGGCUACCGACUGGCACCCGAUGGACGACGGUGUCUUGUGGUAUUUCCCCCGGAUCGUUUUCGUACCCCGGCCCCUCCUCUUCCUCCACAGCGAGGCCCUUUGAAGGGGAACGAGCCUUUCUCUCGUUACAUUCGUUACCAGACAACAACUGUACCAGUUCCCGUAAUUCCUAUACAAGAUGGAGAUUUGCAAUUAUCUCACGAACUUCCAGAACCUGAAAUAAAAUUUGAAUGUAUACCUGGAACCUUCGGACCUGACUGUAUGUAUUCGUGUCAGGACUGUGUGAACGGUGGGACGUGUAACGACCGCCAGGACGAGUGUAUCUGCCGACCUGGCUGGCAUGGGCUUCUCUGUAAUCACACAUGUCCAGAGGGUUUCUAUGGGGACAACUGUAACAGUAUCUGUGACUGUCAAAAUGGAGGCACGUGUGAUCCGGAGACUGGCCGAUGUAUUUGUCCCCCUGCCAUUGAAGGUCGCAAAUGUGAAGAUGGAUGCCCUCGUGGGUUUUACGGAGCGAGCUGUAACAUAACUUGUCCAUACCACUGCUCAAGCGGACAUUGUAACCGGUUACUCUACUACUGCCACUGCGAGCUCGGAAAGUUUGGUCAGAGCUGUCAACUGGAUUGUCCUCCCUUUACCUACGGAUCAAACUGCAUCAAUGAAUGUGACUGUAAUAUCAAUAAUACGAAGACUUGCAACGCCAGGACUGGGAAAUGUUCCUGUCAGCCGGGUUUCUAUGGUGAGAGAUGUGAGUUACCAUGUACAGAAGAUUUCUAUGGUCCCGGAUGUCUCCAGCGCUGUAACUGUCGUAAACAGAUGGUCUGCGAUCCUGUCGACGGUCUAUGUCGUCAUAACUGCCUGGCUGGAAAAACUGGGGAAGAUUGUGAAGAAACGUGCCCCAGGGGUACGUACGGUCUGUACUGUAAGCACCGCUGUCAGUGCGGGGGAAGCGAGUGCACACCUGAUACCGGAGCCUGUGUAUGUCAGGCCGGGCGACGAGGGAAACACUGCCGAGACACUUGUGAGGAGGGUACAUGGGGCAUCAACUGUGAAAAUAUUUGCAUGUGUAAAAAUGGUGGGUCAUGUGACCCGGUGACCGGAGAAUGCAUCUGUCCGGAUGGCUGGUAUGGCCGAGAAUGCAAAGAGAUUUGCCCCCAGGGUCGGUUCGGAGCUCAAUGUCUCUCCCGAUGUCUGUGUGAAAACAACGCUUUGUGUAAUCCCCGGGAUGGCCAGUGUAACUGUUCCUCCGGCUGGACUGGUCAGAUCUGUGAUAGAGCUUGUUCACCAGGCUCGUAUGGUCCGAAUUGUCAAGAGCGUUGUCAGUGUCGUAAUGGGGCCGAAUGUGAUCCUACCAAUGGCGAGUGCCUCUGUGCUCCAGGCUGGCACGGCCCCGGAUGUGAUCAGAAAUGUGAGAACAAUACCUAUGGGCCAGGAUGUAUCCAGCCGUGUCAGUGUUAUAACGGCGCUCUGUGUGACCACAUCAGUGGAGCGUGUGUAUGUACCAGCGGCUGGCGAGGCCGAAGCUGUGACAAAGCUUGUCCGGAAGGUUUCUUCGGACUCGAAUGUCAGGGUGUCUGUAGCUGUGGUAAUGGUGCGGAGUGUAACCAUGUCGAUGGGACAUGUCGCUGCGCCCCUGGUUGGAGCGGAAAUCAGUGUUCGGAGCCGUGUAUAGCAGGAAUGUACGGGGUGGAGUGCUCUCAAAGGUGUAACUGUCAAAACAGCGGGGUGUGUGACCACGUAUCGGGAACAUGUAUCUGUGAAAAAGGUUGGAGGGGCGCCGAUUGUGAAGAAGCCUGUCCUCCAGGGCAUUACGGCAGCAACUGCUUAUAUCGCUGUUAUUGUCUCAACGGAGCUACAUGCGAUCACAUCAGUGGAUUAUGUAACUGUACGCGUGGCUACACGGGCACGGCUUGCGAACUCACAUGCCAAGAAGGAAAGUAUGGCCCUAACUGUGCUUUCACUUGCGACUGUGUCCACAGUGAGUCAUGUGACAAAUCUUCAGGCGCGUGUUCCUGUAGCCCUGGUUACCGUGGCGAGCGCUGUGAGUCAGAAUGUCCUCAUGGAUUUUAUGGAAGAAAUUGUGAUGAGAGCUGUGAAUGUCAAAAUGGAGCAGCUUGUGACCAUGAAACUGGACAUUGUCAAUGUUUACCUGGCUGGAGAGGGCGCCACUGUCAUAAAGCUUGUCCCUCUGGAUUUUUCGGUGAAGAUUGUAUCGGAAUGUGUGAAUGUGACCCCGGAAUGCCUUGUGACCAUAUAACAGGAACUUGUAAAUGUCCGGCAGGUUUUACUGGAGAAAGAUGUGACAAAAAAUGUCCGGAGGGUACGUACGGUGAGGAAUGCGCCAGAAUAUGUGACUGUGUAGGACAUCACAUGACGUGCCAUCAUGCCACUGGGGAGUGUAUAUGUAAACCUGGCCAUAGGGGGCGCUUCUGUAACAAGGGAAGGAAAAAUAGAAAAGGUAGAAAGAAUAAAGGAAAAAAACAGCGUGAUGGAGAUGAGAGCGAAUUGGACAACGUUAUAAUAUCUGAAUCGUUCGACUUACUCCAGGACGUAAAACCAGAAACAGCUUCAUGGAUCACAGGAUGUAUGGAGGGGAAAUUUGGACCGAGUUGUGACCGAGACUGUCAGUGUGAAAAUGGAGCAACGUGUCAUGUGAUCACAGGGGCGUGUUUUUGUCGGGAUGGAUACUUUGGUCCAACUUGUGCCCGAAAAUGUCCAGAGGGUCGCUAUGGAACAAACUGUUCCGAGAUCUGCCACUGCCUAAACGGUGGCAAGUGUGGCCGUAUCCAUGGGAAAUGCAAAUGUCAUCCCGGAUAUACUGGUUUCCUGUGUGAGAACGAAUGUGAAGAAGGUUACUAUGGUUACAACUGUGCUUUAAAGUGUAACUGUAGCGACCAUGGGUCAUGUGACCACAUCACCGGUACUUGUCACUGUCACCUCGGAUACACGGGUCCUAGCUGUAAUAAGACUUGUCCCGUGGGCCGAUUUGGUCCCGACUGUGUACAUUCCUGUAACUGUCAAAACCGAGCCCCUUGUGAUCCUGUGACAGGGUGCUGUUCCUGUACAGAGGGCUUCUAUGGACAGAGCUGUGAACUAACAUGUCCUGAGGGGACACAUGGCCCUUACUGUCGAGAGCACUGUGACUGUGUGAACGGCGCCACCUGUAAUGCCCAGACGGGACAGUGUAGGUGUCGCCUCGGCUUUUUCGGGGACAGGUGUGAAGCAGUUUGUCCAAGAGGAAGAUAUGGCCUUCAUUGUCUGCAGACCUGUGACUGUGGACGAGGGUCAUGUGACCACAAGACAGGAGCCUGUCAUUGUCCGGCAGGCAUGUCCCUCCCCAAUUGUACAAAUGUAUGUAAGAAAGGAAAGUAUGGUCCCAACUGUGGAUAUUUCUGCGACUGUGAUAAUGGUAGUACUUGUGACUAUAUGUCGGGGGCGUGUAAAUGUGCCCAGGGAUUCCUCGGCUCCCAGUGUCAGCAUAGCCUCCAUGGUUUGGAAUGAUGCAUGUCUAUUCUAGAUACAAUAAGCUAUAACACAGGAAACGUAUAACAAACCCUGGAGAGGCGACAUACCAUGGGAAAUUCAUAAUAGCGACUGGAAUAAAUAAAAAAAUGAUAUUAUUCACUUUGGACCAUACUGCAAUAAAAAUGGAUCAGGAAUCCAUUGGUGGAAAACAAAUUGUGGAUGAUUUUUAUCCAUUCGCUGCGGACUAGCCACUGUUAAAUUAUGCUAAUGGAGUUGAAAUUGUGAUACAAAUGUAUAUGAAGCAUUUAAAACUCAAAUACUGUAAAAAAAAAAAGGUCAUGUUGACUUGUUAAUGCACAAGAUAGCUUGCAUACAAAAUCAUUUUUAUUUUGUAUCUUUGCUAUACAUGCUUAGAGUUUCACAGGAGAUUCCAUGAUAUGUUUUGAGGAGGUUCAAUGACAAAGUGUGCAUAGUCUUUGACUGGAGUUGUUGGACUGCUUAACAACAUAGUUUGUGGCAAUUUAGAUUGAGGACCCAAUUAGCUAAACAGAGUCAAUAGACUGAAGACACCGCGGUGAUUUGACCAAUGUAUACCAUAGCUUAACAACCACAGGAUGUCAACCAAUGAAAAUGUUUGAAUCUCAAGCAUACAAAGCACAGAGUCCCAUUAUGGAAUAAUUUGAGUCAUCGUAAAUGUAUGUCGUGAAUUUGUAUUCCAUGUACAUUAAUAUGCAGUGAAGGUUUCCAAGUAUGGUCCAAACGGAAAUCAAUCUCUAUGUAGAGGCAUUUGAAUGACGUACAUAUACAUAGUGCUUUUUAGAAGAUUGGUGGGAUAUCGUCACAGAUAUUAACACAACCGCGUGUAGAUUAGCUUCUGCAUACAAAAGUAUAUAUGAAACAUGACUUACUUGGACAAGACUAAACCUGCUCAGAGAGUUAAUGCCAGCGCGAAUGUACAUAUAUGGAGGUGAACAUUAAAAAGAGAAAAAAUGGUUGUCAUGGAAGCAGGUUCAAUGUUUAUUUGCUCCUGAAGGAUGUUAUUGUUGCUAUAGAAACGGCUUCCAUGGACAGAUGUCUGAUUUGCCAAGUUAUCCUGGGUUUGUCAAGAAAACAGGUUCCAAGGAGAGAUGAAUUGCUUAAGUGUUCCUCGCAAGCUAACUGGAAAUAGAUGCCGGGUUCUUUUAAACCUUUGCAAGUCGUAGCAAUAGACGGGUGUCCCAAAACCGGCCAAGGUAGACAAGGGUCAUUAUGUGGCUGUUAUGGCAGGCUGAUCUGCAAGAUGUCGGAUCCUGAACAAUAUUCAUAAACUCUGAUCCAGUAUGUGAUGACCUCGUACAUGUAUCAUAUUUCCGCCAUGUCAACAUUCACCAUAUAGAUAUACUGUAUACUUGUGUUGUGCAUAAUAUUUGUGUAAUAUAUAUAUAUAUAUGUAAUAAAGCAAAAAGUCAGAAGUUACAAUAUGUGACGCCCAUUUCUAUAAGAAGUGGAUUUUACCGGUUUUCAACAGUUGUAAGGAAGCUCAUUAGAAUCAGCUCUACCCACCCGCUACCAAUGCCUGUUCUGUUAUCCAUAUCCUGGUGGACGUCGGUUUUAGAUAAUCUCUAGUGGUUUGCUACUUUCCCCCUGCUGUCCUAGAUGUUCAAUGGUAUCUACAAUGUCCUGUUGAGCAACAUACUGCUGACUUUUUCUGUUUACUUUUUUUUUGUAUUUGACGGUGUCCUUAAUUUCUCUAUAGGAUUCAGUAGGUUCUAUUGAGCUUUCUUUGCUGUAAAUAUUCCUAUAAUCUGUGCCAGUAUGUAUUUCACAAUUUCAUUGUUUUUUUUAUUAUUAUUAUUAUUUUACGUUUCUUAUCGUAACUAUCAAGAUACAGUAUUUUUUGUUUUGAUGUACAUGAAUACGUGUAUUGAAACAUUUGUAAGUGUGAGCUAGUGUUUAUAUGCGUCUUCGUUGCUGACUUAUGGCAGACAUGUAAACUUUCACUGAAUAUGUCACAGUAGUCUUGUAACAUAUCGCUUAAUUCUUAUUGUCCGUGAGCGGCAUCAACUGUCAUUUCGAUUGAUAUUAAGAGGUUUUCAUUGGUAUGUCAUUGUAAUUGUCUUCUCAAGCUGGACCGUCUGUUGAUUGUUUUGCAAUGCAAGCUUCCGUUUUUCAGGUAAAAGACUAUGUUUAGGAUCUCAAAAUUAAGCUGUAACUCUUCAUUUGGAAGUGUUAUCAGAUUUCAAUGUUUUUUAGAAUUCGGCAGUUGCAGAAUACCUAUCGUUGGUCAUAUAUUCACCAGGAGAGUAGAUAGGAUUCCACUUUAAAUACGAUAAAUGUACAAAUGUUGCAGAUGCUAGUAAUGUCUUACUUCAGAUACACGUGUCUAAGAUAAUCAAACACUGAAAUUCAUUUCUCUAUCGGACACGUACCGUACUCCUCGUUAUUUAUCGCUUGAUAUGUUAGCUGUAGGUAACUUCAGGGGUGUUUAUUUCAGCCUUUACCAAAGACCUUUGAUGGAUAAAUUGUAGUUGGUAGGAACAACGCUAAUCCUCAGAUACACAUCUUUUGAUAACGUCUUGGUGAUAUAUCGUCCCUUGACCACUGUUAAUCUGAUGACACACUGUCAGGUAUGAUAGAUAAAUGAUACAAAAUGUGAUAUCCAGUCAGACACAAUGAAAACAAAACACUGUAAUCACUGUAGCUUAGUGACUAAAAGAUCUGGAAUACUCUAUCAACCAGAUACCUCCGGAAGAUAUCCAUUUCAAAUAAUAUUUGAUGUUUGUAUGAUUUUCAUUCACUAGUUUUCGUGUCGUCUGCAUUUCUGUUUAAUGUUCAUUUUAUUUAUGCUAAUUACGUGUUGUUUUGUCAUUGCUUCUGUCAAACAGUCUAUUUAUAUACACUACAUGAGUCGUAGAUGUUGCAGAUCCCUGUAUUAUAGGCCUCAGACGCAAUCCGUGUUCUGAGCAGAUCCAUCAUGACGAGGAAAUAAAAGCGAAAUAUGAAACUUGGGUAUAAAUGCUUCCUUCAAUAGCAAACGGAAGAAAAAAAUCAUCGUGGUAAAUGUCUAAAAAUGUAAAUGUAUUCAUUCAACACUUUUCAUUACAUUUAUCUUUCUAAAUCGCAUGUGCAAAUAUUCAAUAGUCAUGCAGACGUUCAAGUAUUAAGAAGGUCAGAUAAUCACGAUUCCUUGCUCAGACAAUGGAACUUAAAUGGUACAAAAAGUAAUAUGUAUAUGCUUCUACAUUAGGUAGCAUAUUCCUAUGAGCAUCCCGAAUAAGAAUAAUUACGGUUCUUCUGUUUUAAGUUUUUAUUGUUGAUUAACGUCGCAUCUGCUGACACUCUUCGGGUGUUUGUUUUUUAUUGUUGGGCGUAAGUUUGAGCUUUUGAAUUUGUAAUGUAUGUUAUCAUCUUGCGAAUGGUCGACGUAAGAAAUGUUAGUGUGGAUAGAUGAUUUUGCGAAAGCUAUAUUUACGGUGACCGUAAAUGUGACUUUGUAAGAAUCGUUAUGACCGUUUGAUAGCUAUAUGUGUGCGGUGUUCAUACAUGAUGUUUAACAAUAUUACUAGAUCUAGUAAUAGCAAGGUGUUUUCAAAAACUACCCCGAUGUGCAAUAUUUAGCUAUAGACAAUGAUGCAUGUUAUAGUGUUUUUGACUAUAGAAUUCCAUUACAUGAUACGAUUAUUAUGAAAUCUAAACAUCUGGCUGAUUCGUGUUGAUAGUCAGAUUUACAUAUUGAGCAACGUAGCAGUGUUUGAUUCAUUUAUUUGAAAUUAAAUCAAACAUAUAUCUCCAAAAAUGAAUGUUUACUUAAUCCAUACGAUACGAAAGUUUCUAUGAAAAAUAUUACUGCGCAAACAUCGUCAGAAACCAACGAGUCGCUGCUGUUUUCAUUGGACUCGAACGACAAGAGCAGAUCUAGAAUUUUGAGGCAAACAUUAAAAGCUGGAAAUUGAGUUAAACGACCGAUCAGGCUGUCGCCGGUUUCCGUCAAAGCUGCGCAAACUGAUAGGCCAAUUAGGUUGUUCAUUACGAUAUGUGUUGUAUUUAGAAGGAGCAAUGUGAUGUUAGUCUUUCAUAGAUCGUAACUUACUCAUAUCAUUUUGAAAUGUUGUUUUCAUUUGUGAAGUUUACCUAAUGUAUAUAGUAAAUUGUUCAAGUUUAGAGAAAGACAUUUAAAGCAUUUUCUUUUAUCUCUUUGACUUUGAAGAAAAAUUCAAUACGAUGACUGGAUGAAACCAUGUUGAAUAUUGUUAUUGGUGAAAAGAUUGUUUUCUUUGGUGAAUGAUGUUACCGAUAAUGAACAACCUGUGAAUUAAAUGGUUAUUAUUUGUUUAUUUGUAUAUCAAAUGUCAGUUUUGUGAAAUAUUAUUCGUGAUGAUUGUUUUUAUUUCUUCAAAAUCUGAUUGAAAAUGUCAAGUUUGAUAUUAUACUAUUAAACAAAUAAUGUUUAUUUCUAAUAUUUAAAAUUACCUUCUACGCUCUGUUCAGGUUAAAUGGGCCGAUCAAACAACAUCACUAAGGCAAUUGAAAAUUCGGUAUCUAUGCUUCAUGCUAAGACGUCAUCAUGAAUGAAAAUAUUCGUCCUCGCCUAGGAAUACGUAAUUGCACGGAACUACUGUUCUGAUAUCUUCAUAUCAAAGUCAACAUGGAAAUGAAUUCUGUUUUACUUACCUAUAUAUCAGUUUGUCUUGUAUGGAAAGGGAGGUUCAUUUCUUACACCGACAUACAACAUUGUAUUCCAGCGUCGAAAUAGUGCAAGAUGUACACUAUCGUCAACCAUAGUGCUAUGUUAAUCGUUUAUGUUUUGUUUUAUACUGUAAUAUGUUUUUGAUUGUUUUCAUCACCAUGAUAUUACUGUGUUAUGUACAGAGGGAGAAUAUUUCGUUCCUCGCUAAUCCAGUCAUCUUAAAUACGUUAUAAUAAUGUCCAUCUGUGUCACCACGACAUGUUGUUCUUUACAAGUAUCAUUCUAACACAGCUAUUUAUAAAUCGUAUUAUGUAUUUGUCUUCAAAAGAAUAAAUGAGAAUAUUUACUUUUUAAA
Pecten maximus is the source of this 10557-nucleotide messenger RNA. Its product is annotated as multiple epidermal growth factor-like domains protein 6. Bases 638 to 5572 code for a protein of 1644 amino acids. The transcript is spliced from 35 exons. The record is from RefSeq and is a predicted model, not a curated record. Gene Ontology annotation, molecular function: protein binding; scavenger receptor activity; calcium ion binding. Lineage: Eukaryota; Metazoa; Mollusca; Bivalvia; Pectinida; Pectinidae.